Molecule: messenger RNA, 1427 nt
Organism: Mugil cephalus (flathead mullet)
Lineage: Eukaryota; Metazoa; Chordata; Actinopteri; Mugiliformes; Mugilidae
Gene: he2
Product: high choriolytic enzyme 2-like 1
Exons: 9
Coding region: 64-918 (284 amino acids)
Biological process (GO): proteolysis
Molecular function (GO): metalloendopeptidase activity; zinc ion binding
Source: RefSeq, a predicted model, not a curated record
UUUAGGAGCUAUUGCAUCAGGAGACCUGGGACUGAAGCUAGUAAACGAAUCUGAAACCCAGCAAUGCAUUCUACCAUGAUGUUUCUGGGUAUCUUGUUUGGCUUACUAACCCAGGCCAGCACGCUACCACUCAAGAAUUCUACUGGAGUUCAUGAAGGGAAAGUGAGAUUGAAAAGGAAAUACUCAGAUGAAAUUAUAGACCUUGAUGAAAUGACUGUCAUGGAUCAAAUCCUGGUAGUCAAUAGCAGACUGCAACUCCCCAGAGGACUGACAUUUAGAGAUGGAGAUAUUGCCAGUUCAUACGUACGGAGUGCCAUAAACUGCCCUGGCAAUGCAUGUCUGUGGCCCAAAUCGGUGGAUGGAUUUGUUUAUGUUCCCUACAUCAUCUCUCCAUUAUAUGAUGACAUGGACAGAAUCACCAUAGAAACUGGGAUGCAGGACAUCGUCGCUGGAACGUGUGUUAAAUUUGUUCCGCGCACUCAUGAAGCCAACUUCCUCGAUGUUCAGCCUAGAUAUGGCUGCUGGUCAUUUCUGGGGCAGACUGGUGGAAGCCAAACCCUGUCACUGCAGACUCCUGGGUGCAUGUGGUCCGGAGUGGCCGCCCACGAGUUCAUGCACGCCCUGGGGUUUGUGCAUGAGCAGUCGCGCUCCGACCGAGACCGCUAUGUCACAGUUGUAUGGAAAAACAUCAUGGCAGACCGUAUAAACAACUUCAGGAAACAGGCGACAAACAAUCUUCAUAGCCCAUAUGACUACAACUCUGUCAUGCACUAUGGACGAUAUGCCUUCUCUGAAAACGGUGGACCAACAAUAAUCCCCAAACCAGAUCCUUACAUUCCCAUUGGCCAGAGAGACGGACCCAGUGCGCUAGACCUCCAUAAGAUAAAUGUCCUAUAUAACUGUGGUGCCGAUGACUAACUGGAUCUACACAACCCUGCGGUCAGGCUCUGCAAAAUGUGGAAAGCAGUCCAUUAUACAUUCUGAUCUUCAGUAGAUAAUAUUGGAAACAUCCAUUUCAGCUAAUAAAGUUCUUUCCCCCAAUUAUUUUCACUAUCACAAAGUCUUGUCUGUACGUUUACAUUGUGUUUAUACACAUCUGACUAAGUGUGAUAAGGUGAAAUAAAUGACCAGGUAAUUGUUAAAAGCUUUUUCUAAUAACUACAAUUGCCAGGUACAAGAGUGGCCAAUUUGAGGACCCCGUUGGCACCAAUUAGAUCACAGAAUCCAAUCUCUCUAUGUGUUUGCUUUCUGCCUCCUUCCCAGCUUCUGCACACCUUGAAUAAAGAAAAUACAGCAAUAAGAAUAAAUCGUGUGCUUUACUCAUUUGUUGUGUGUGUUUUCAGGUGAUGGGCUACUAAUGAGAAAAAUAAGUCUUUUCUGAUCUAUUUUACAGGUGGCACAUAAUACUAAAUUUUACUUCUUUUGUG